Zonotrichia albicollis (white-throated sparrow) is the source of this 4958-nucleotide messenger RNA. RefSeq names its product SIM bHLH transcription factor 1 (gene SIM1). The record is from RefSeq and is a predicted model, not a curated record. Gene Ontology annotation, molecular function: protein dimerization activity; DNA-binding transcription factor activity, RNA polymerase II-specific; RNA polymerase II transcription regulatory region sequence-specific DNA binding. Gene Ontology annotation, biological process: regulation of transcription by RNA polymerase II. NCBI's taxonomy places the organism in Eukaryota, Metazoa, Chordata, Aves, Passeriformes, Passerellidae.
UAAAGGGGAUGGGGAGGCGGCAAUGUCUGUCUGCCCAUCGGUGCGAGGAGCAGUGACAGGCGCAAACUUUUCCCCGUGCCAUUAAUGAGCCAAUUAAAGAGUUGGGCUCCUCACCCCGGGAGAGCUCUCUGCAGGCUGCCGGGCUCAGGGAUUCAAGAGAGAGGCUCCGGGGAAGUCACCCAGCGUCCUGGGAGGCAGCCCGCGGCCGGGCGCUUCGGCCCUCGGAUUGACAACGGAUCACGGAAAAAAACGGGAUUACUAUGACCCUCUUCCGAGGAGCUAUGCUGUCCGCCAUGAAUAGGAAAAAAAGCCAGAAAUACAUCGUUUGGUUGCUGUCUGGUGCCUCAAUCUUCUAGCUUUUUUUUUUUAUUUUUUUUUUUUUUUAAUGCAGUUGCUUGGAGUGCUGAACUGCAUUGGAUAAAUGCCUUCCCCAUCUAAUUGACUCUGCUUUUCAGAGUAUAUUUACUUUUUUUUCUUUUUUUUUUUCUUUCUUUUUAUUAUUUUUUUAAGAACAUCUUUACUCUUCAAUGCUUGUUUGCAUUUACACAACAGAACGGUUUUUCUGAGUAAUGGCCGCACUCAGAAUCACAGCCUGAUGCUCCGGAGAGAUGAAUUGCAGAUAAGUUUCCCUUCCACCUUUGGAUGAAUCUCUGGAGUUUAAAUUGUAGCAAGGAAGCGGGAAAAAAACACGAUGAAAGAGAAGUCCAAAAAUGCUGCCCGGACUAGACGGGAGAAAGAAAACAGUGAAUUUUAUGAACUGGCUAAAUUACUACCCCUGCCCUCUGCUAUCACCUCUCAGCUGGACAAAGCAUCCAUAAUCAGACUCACUACCAGCUAUUUAAAAAUGAGAGUGGUUUUUCCAGAAGGACUUGGAGAAGCUUGGGGCCACUCCAGUCGAACCAGCCCACUGGACAAUGUUGGACGGGAACUGGGAUCCCACCUUUUGCAGACUUUGGACGGUUUCAUAUUUGUUGUGGCUCCGGAUGGCAAGAUCAUGUACAUCUCGGAGACUGCCUCGGUGCACCUGGGCUUGUCGCAGGUAGAGCUGACCGGCAACAGCAUUUACGAGUACAUCCACCCCGCCGACCACGACGAGAUGACGGCGGUGCUGACGGCACACCAGCCUUACCACUCGCACUUCGUGCAGGAGUACGAGAUCGAGAGAUCCUUUUUCCUGAGGAUGAAGUGCGUCCUGGCCAAGAGGAACGCGGGCCUCACCUGCGGUGGCUACAAGGUGAUUCACUGCAGCGGGUACCUGAAGAUCCGCCAGUACAGCCUGGACAUGUCUCCCUUCGACGGCUGCUACCAAAACGUUGGCUUGGUCGCCGUGGGCCACUCGCUGCCGCCCAGCGCCGUGACGGAGAUCAAGCUCCACAGCAAUAUGUUCAUGUUUCGGGCCAGCCUAGACAUGAAGCUCAUAUUCUUAGAUUCCAGGGUAGCUGAGCUAACAGGUUAUGAGCCCCAGGACCUGAUAGAGAAGACCCUUUACCAUCACGUCCAUGGCUGUGACACCUUUCACCUGCGUUGUGCACAUCACUUGUUGCUGGUGAAGGGCCAAGUGACCACCAAGUACUACCGCUUCCUGGCCAAGCACGGCGGCUGGGUGUGGGUGCAGAGCUACGCCACCAUCGUGCACAACAGCCGCUCCUCCCGCCCGCACUGCAUCGUCAGCGUUAACUACGUGCUCACGGACACAGAAUAUAAAGGACUACAGCUCUCCCUGGAUCAGGUCACUGCUACCAAGCCGGCGUUCUCAUACGCAAAUUCAGCUCCGACCAUUACGGAUAAUAGAAAGGGAAGCAAAUCUCGCCUCUCGAGCACAAAGUCAAAAUCCAGGACAUCACCGUACCCACAGUAUUCCGGGUUUCACACGGAGAGAUCCGAGUCUGACCACGAGAGCCAGUGGGGUGGGAGCCCCCUGACCGACACGGCCUCCCCACAGCUCCUGGAGCCCACGGACAGAGCGAGCUCCCAGCCCCACGACGUCUCCUGUGCCUACAGACAGUACUCAGACCGCAGCGCGCUCUGCUACGGUUUUGCCCUGGACCACUCCAGGCUGGCUGACGACAGGCAUUUCCACAGCCAGGCCUGUGAGGGAGGCAGAUGCGAAGCUGGCCGGUAUUUCCUUGGCACGCCGCAGCCGGGAAGGGAGAGCUGGUGGGGCUCUCGCUCAGCCUUGCCUCUGACUAAGUCGUCCCCCGAGAGCAGAGAAGCGUAUGAGAACAGUAUGCCCCACAUCACGUCAGUGCACAGGAUUCAUGGAAGAGGACACUGGGAUGAGGACAGUGUUGUUAGCUCACCCGAUCCUGGCUCUGCCAGCGAGUCAGGCGACCGAUACCGUACCGAGCAGUACCAGAACAGUCCGCACGAGCCCAGCAAAAUUGAAACUCUCAUUAGAGCCACCCAGCAAAUGAUUAAAGAAGAAGAAAGCAGGCUACAGCUGCGGAAAACCACUCCUGACCCACUGGUGUCCAUUAAUGGCACAGGGAAGAAGCACGCUAUCUGCUUUGCAAGCUACCCUCAGCAGCAGCUGGCGGCGGAUGUCUGCCGCGUGCCAACAGUUGCCAACACUCCUCCCUGUGAACACAUCCAGCAGCGGGAUGGGAAGAUCAUGAGCCCACACGAAAAUGACUACGACAACAGCCCCACAGCACUGUCUAGGAUAAGCAGCCCCAGUUCUGAUCGAAUAUCAAAAUCUAGUUUGGUACUUGCUAAAGACUACCUGCAUUCAGACAUGUCUCCUCAACAAACCCAAGGAGACCACCCUGCAGCCUCUCCAAAUUAUUACAGCUCCCACAGGCAGUACUUUGAUAAGCAUGCUUACACACUAACUGGAUAUGCCCUGGAGCAUCUAUAUGACACUGAAACAAUUAGAAACUAUUCACUAGGCUGUAAUGGAUCUCACUUUGAUGUGACUUCUCACUUAAGGAUGCAGCAAGAUCCAGCACAAGGACACAAGGGAACAUCUGUUAUAAUAACCAAUGGAAGCUGACACUUUUUUUUCUAAAAACUUUUGCGCUUUAAAAAAUAACCUUUGAGAUCUAAUUGGAAGAUAUUCUAUGUUUUCACGCCCUUGUCCUUACCAGCAUUUCCCAUACCACAGUGCACUAGAAAGAAGAACCUAAGGUUUGGGGGGAUAAGUUAGUUAAAACACAUUACUUAAGGAAAAAAAACAAAUGCACUGGCAUGCAGGGUUAGAGUAAAUGGAGUUCAAUGCAAAGUUGGUGCCAUGCAUGCUGAGAAGGAUAGAAGAGGUUCGGGCAGGGAGUACCUGUGGCAGAGCAAUUUAUCCACAUUGUGUAAGAGGUGUUGUCCAAGGGCAGAUCUUCUGAACUGCAUAGAUACCAGGCAGCAGAACUGCUAUGCACUCUUUUUACACAGGAAGCUGGGAUGUGUCCCUUCAAAAUACACAACAAAAUGUGUACUUCUGGUGAUUUGUUUACUCCCCAAAGGCCAAGUAUGUUGUGCUGCUGUAUGGUAUAAAACAUCCAUGGCUGACCAAUAUAAGAUCAAAAAAGGGAGAAAGAAGAGAGAACUCCUCGAAUUGUUGUGUCCUUGUGUACUCACAAACAUAGCUAUUUACAUAUGCUUGAUUUGAAAAGAGUCCUUAUGAUUAGUAUGGUCAAAUGUUUACUGUAUUAAAAAGAAAGGGGUGUUCUCACUGUAGUUUUGAGAAACACAAAGGGCUUGCUUGUCUUGCUGUAGAGAUGGGAGAUGGUUCUCAUGUUUUUGUAAGGUCGCCCAUGGUGGCUAGUGGAGUGAAAUGGAAAAAAAUUGCUUGGAGGAACAGGGAGAAUAGACUGGAAUUAGGAGUGGUCCAAGGUAAACACUUAACCCUGUAGCUAAGUAUGCCAUUUAGUAAUAAUUAUAAAAUAAGGAAAAGUGGUUGAAUAAUUAAGAAUUAAUUUAAAACACAGAAGGAACUCAAUAGAAUCAUAGAAAUAUUGCUGUAAAAUACAAAUGCAGUUGCAUAAAUGUAAAAAUACAUGAGUUAAGAAUAGGUAAAAACUCUUUGGCAGUUUGUCUAACUUCUGAUAAAGUUUUGGAGUAAAUUAAGAGAGUACAGAGUAUCAUAACUACUCUGUCUGAAACUCUGUGAAGUAACAGGCAUGACCUUGAUAAAGAAAUAUAAAUUCUCUUCUUGAUUGCAGCAGAUAAUUUAAUGAAUAUCAGAAAAUAUUUUGGAUAUUAAAAUCAGCAAUAUGCACAUAAAAAAGUAGAGGGAAAUCAGUGUUCCAAGGAAUUAAAUUGCAUUAAGAACGCUGGUAUUAUCAAGGCCUGUCCUGGAGUUAUACAAGACAUCAAAAGAGGCAGAGGAACUUUUUUUAAAUUUUUAAUAACCUCAUGAACAAAGACAAUGAUUAAUUGGAAAAGAAUAAAUGCAAACAUAUGCUAAAAAUGUAAAAUAGGGCAUUUGUAGUCACAAUUGCUAGACCCGUCCUUUUUGUAUGGCAUUUAUAUGGUCCCAAAGUUGAGUGCAACAGGAGGGACCACUGCUCCCUCUUAUGCCAAUGUGGAGGAAAGGGGACCCCGAGGUGGUUACUAAAAUGAGAUUAGCUCUAAGACUAGCUUAAUUUGUAACAUUCAGAAGCUCAACAUAUGGGUCUGAGUCAUCAUUGGGACUAAAUAUAAACCAGCAUGCUAUGAGUGGGUUAAAAAUACUGUUUCCAAAUAAAACUAAUCAGAAGCAAAAGCUAAAUAAUAACAUUAUAAACCACGUAAGUAGAGACGUACUUGAAAGCAGAGGAAAUUACCUCUCUGAACUUGGAAUACUGUGUAGAGUCCUGAUCACUCCAAAGCAGAUUGUGAAUCUUGAAUUGAGUAGUACCUUACUCCAUAAGCAACCUUUGUUGACUGCAGUGUGAUCGCUCCUGGUGAAAUGCACGUUGGACACAAGGGAGAACAACACAGUCUGGUCUUUAUUAUCUAAACCUCGUAACAAAAAAGGUGGAGCAGAG